AUGGGUUCGUCAACUGUUGCGUCGAGCCCUGCCAAAGAGCGUCAACUUAGGUUCGAUGAGCUAGUGAAUGCUCUUCUAUCCGAUCCGCCGUCAAAGUUCGACCCGUUUCGUAUUUACCGCAGUCACUAUACGUCCAACGAUAUUGACAUAGGGGUUGAUAUACUUCUUCCAAAUACCAUGAAGCCCCAAGGCCCAAGGCCUGUGAUUGUGCGAAUACACGGAGGGUUUCUUGUCACCGGCUCGAGUCUUUUCCCCGCUUGGUUCACCAAGUGGAUUUUGGACUACGCUGAACUUCACGAUGCCGUGAUUAUCAGUCCCAACUAUCGUUUGCUCCCAGAAGCCAAAGGAGUUGAAAUAUUGCAAGACCUGAAAAACUUUUGGUCAUGGCUAAGCAACGGUGUCGGGCAAUCGUUAGCAUGCGUCGGGUUGAGCAACAUCAAGCUUGAUCUUGAUCAAUUGCUGGUUGUGGGCGAAAGCGCCGGGGGGUAUCUUGCCCUGCAAUCGGUUCUCCUCGGUUUCGCAAGUCCCCGUGGUAUGAUCCUGGCGUAUCCCAUGAUUGAUCUUGAAUCGCCGCAUUACACCAGGAGAUUUAGCAAACGAAUCGUCGGCGUUCCAAACUUCCCGGAUGAGGUCAUUCACGAGUUUCGGACUUCUCCAUUGUCUGGGAGCAAGAAGCUUUAG
Molecule: messenger RNA, 681 nt
Organism: Colletotrichum aenigma
Lineage: Eukaryota; Fungi; Ascomycota; Sordariomycetes; Glomerellales; Glomerellaceae
Gene: CXE17
Product: putative carboxylesterase 17
Exons: 3
Coding region: 1-681 (226 amino acids)
Molecular function (GO): hydrolase activity
Source: RefSeq, a predicted model, not a curated record